CAACCCCAUACGGCCAUACCCAAUGGCUAGCCCUUGUCCCGCCUCCCAAUCAUAUGCCCUGCCGCUUUCUCCCCACCCUACUCCCUACCUGUUGCACCCUAUCCCCAGGAUAUCAUCAAACUCAUUGGAUCGAUGAAGCUGGCCGCCGCAUGCCCAUAGCGAAGAAGAUGGCCUUCUCUAGGAGCUCCGGUCUGGAUCUUCAUCGCCGCUUGAGAUUUAAGGUUGGAAGGGCAUCAGGGGUUGCGUACAAGUAAGAAGAAAGGAGGAGAAGAAGAAUAUAUAUGAGAGGAAUUACAGUGAAGGUGGGGAAGCAGAGUCAUGGUCGUCUUCAUCAACCCCUAGAAAUUGUCAUCACCUAUCGUUGUCGUCGGCUUGAGGCGUCAUUGACGCUAGAGCCUUGCCGUCAUCGUCGGAGGCAGUCAAUGUUAGAGCAUGCAGAGAGUGGGGAGGGAGAGCAAAUUUCUGUCCAUCGGAUAUGUUUUUCAAGACGUGACUUGCAAGUUAAAUCCCGGUAAAAGAAUUGGGAUAGGCCCAUUGCCAAAGUGAUGCUCUCAGAUAUGGAUGCAACAAUGAUGAUAGUGACGUGUACGUCGGCCUUAUUUUUCACGAUGGCAGCUUGACUCGUGUCGAAGAAAAAUUAAAUUUUGAACCUGUUGAAGAAGCACAACCAUUCACUUCACAUAAUUAUUCGGAAGACUUUCAAACUAAUAAAACUUGGACGGAUCGUGAGUCUAUGAUUAGUUGGGCUAGAGUAGAGGCCCAAAAGAGAAACAUGAUAUUAACUAUUGCAAAAUCGAGGCCAAGUAAUUCCCAAAAACUUGGUAAUGUACUACUCGCGUGUGAAAAAUUCGGUAAGUAUCGAACUGCAAAAAAAAUAGUCAAAUCACAAGGGGUGAAACAAGACAAAGGAAAGAAAGCAUCGAGAACAAAGAAAAGUGAUUGCCCUUUUGCAUUAUAUGGGAGGGAAGUGGAGCGGAAUUUAUGGCAAUUGCAGGUUAAUUGUGGAUUUCAUAACCACGCUAUUCCAACGAGCUUAUUGGGUCACGCAUUUGCUGGCAAAUUGACAAAGCAUGAGAUAUCUUUGGUGAGAGACUUAUCAGAGGCGGGGUGCAAGCCUAAGCCAAUUCUCCAAAGUUUAAAAAUGGCGAACUCCGAUAAUGUGACAUCUAGAAAGCAGGUGUAUAACGUAAGAUGUAAGCUUAAGAAGGAAUGGAAGGAUGGACGUACUGUCAUGCAACAAUUACUUCAUUUGAUUUCAAAAUAUGAUUACUUUGAGGCUAUUAGGUUAGUACCGGGGAGUGAAGAUUUACAUGACAUGAUAUUCGCGCAUCGAGAUUCACUGCAAUUAUUGCACCUCUUUCCUUAUGUUCUCAUAAUGGACACAACAUACAAGACAAACAGAUACAAGAUGCCGUUUCUAGAAAUAGUGGGAUUUACAUGUACGUUGAAGACAUUCUCUGUUGCAUUUGCGUGGAUGGGAGCCGAAAGCGCAAAACAUUACAUGUGGGUCUUAAAUGAAUUAAAGGUAAUAUGUCCUCGUUCACCAUUAGCCAUUGUGACUGACCGAGAGUUAGGUUUGAUAAAAGCACUCAGUGAAGUUUUCCCAGAAUCCAAGCAUUUAUUGUGCAUGGUGCAUGUCAAGCGUAACAUAGAAGAUAAAGCUUUAAAAUUGAGCAACAUGAAGACGGUUCAAACAUCCUUUUCAAAAGGAUGCAUGAAGUUGUUUAGUUCAACCACUGUUGAACAGUAUGAGGAGCAGUUGGAACAUAUGAGAUCGAAAUGGAAGGACAGUUGGGCGGUGGGGCCGGAUGAGAUAUCUUACUGAAAAUUGGUUAGACCCGUACAAAGAUCGUUUAGUGAGAGUGUGGACCGACCAUGUCAUGCAUUUUGGCACAAGAACUACUAACAGGGUGGAAUCUGCACAUGCAAUGUUAAAGCUACAAUUACCCACAUCUGUUAAGGGGUUUGACAAUGUUUUUGCGGAGAUAAACAACUUACUGAAUGAUCAGUUGGAUGAAGUGAAGGGAUCUUUAGAGUUGUCACGCUGCACCAUUCCAACGGUAUUGGAUACGAUGCCGACACUUAGUCAGCUUCAGUACAUGGUGUCAAAUGAGUGCAUGAAGGAGUUAAUAAGGAUGCAUGAUGAGGUCAUAGAAGGAAAAUAUGAUCCAACAUGCAAUGACUAUUGGUGGAGGGAGUGUUAUGGUUUACCAUGUCCACACAAGCUAACAACUUGUAUUCGUGAUAAUCGUCCACUACAUCCAUCAAUGGUACAUGAAUUGUGGAGAAAAGUUGAAUGGUAUGUAAAUAAGGAACAGGAGAAUGACAAUGCCGAUGAUAUAAGUGUUGAUGAUGUGGUCCUAAAAACAAUAGUUGAUGAGUUUCAAUCAGGUCGUAUGUCAGCACAAGAAAAAAAAAAGACUUCAUGCAAAAUGGAAUGAGAUGAAAAAUCCAAAACUUAAUACUAUGAAAGAGCCACCGAUUCAUGAAACGAAGGGAAGGCCAAAAAAAAAAAUCAACCACUCGAGACCCAAGCGCGUGGGAGUACACUGAGAAAAAAUACAAAAAAUCCAAAGGUACUAUAUCACAUCAUGGGCCUCGUGGACGUGGCAAGGAUAGUAAAGGGAAUCAAAAUCGAAUGCAGUUUAAUUUCGGUAAUGAUGUUGAGACAUUCAUGCUUGAGCAUAUUAGUAAAGUUGUGAACGUUAUUGGAGAUGGACAUUGCGGAUAUCGCUCAUUUGCAGAGCUUUUAGGAUGAGGAGAAAACGAAUGGGUUACCGUUCGAAGAGAGUUAGUGGAAGAACUAGAUCGUCAUCGUGGGUUGUAUGAUCCUAUAUGCCUUCUUGACACUAUUGAUGACUUGCGGGAGCAAAUAGACUACUACAUCAGUCCUGCACCACCCCGGCAUUGGAUGCACAUGCCGCACACAGGGAUGAUCUUUGCAAUGUUAUACCAGGUUAUUGUAGUGCAUCUUGACCUCCACGAACCAGUCACUUGUUUGCCCAUGAUCGCUCCUCCUGGUAGUAGUCCUCCGAAGACAAUUUUUUUCAUUGCUCGACUUCAUUCCCAAUAACACUACAUAGCUGUAAGCAAACAAUAUUUUAUAGUUCCAUUUUGUUUUCAC
Molecule: messenger RNA, 3124 nt
Organism: Cuscuta europaea
Lineage: Eukaryota; Viridiplantae; Streptophyta; Magnoliopsida; Solanales; Convolvulaceae
Source: the annotation of a GenBank genome assembly